AUGCUGCCCAUCCUCUUCCAGGACGCUGUUCUUCUCACUCGAGCCUUUGGGGUCGAAUACCUGUGGAUUGACGCAUUAUGCAUUAUCCAGGAUGAUAGUAGCGAUUGGACCAUGGAAUCGACUAGAAUGGCAGAUGUAUAUUCUCAAGCUCACCUCACAAUCUCAGCAGAUGCUGCCAAGGAUGCGAGUGAAAGUAUUUUCUCUGCAACAUACGAUUCGGCCAAUAAAGCUGUCAGUAUACCAUGCUCGGGACUGUCAGAUGGAGUGAGUAGUCAUGUACAUGCACGAGAAACGGUCUUAGAUGUAUCCCACAACUUUUCCGUCUUCUAUCUCGAAGUCCAAAAGGAUAUUGGACAUGGUAAUUUCAAAGCAAACGUUUUAGAUAAGAGAGCAUGGGCAUUUCAGGAGCGACUUCUCUCCCCUAGGACACUUCACCAUACUGCAAAUGAGAAGGUGUUUGAGUGUAGAGAAAAUUGGCGUUGUGAGUGCACUCUAGAAAAGUAUGAAUCAAAGGGCCGAUUGUUCAAGAUACAGCAGCCGAUCGGAAAUAAAGAUAUCUUUACUCGGAAAGAACCGAGAUUCGACUGGCAAAGUAUCAUUGAACAGUUCACAUCAAGGAAGGUCACGUAUGAUACUGACCGCCUUCCCGCAAUAGCAGGAGUAGCUAGUUCGAUGAAGCCUUACACCCCUGACGACUACUUAUUUGGCUUGUGGAAAUCAGAACUUUUUACAAACUUGCUCUGGUCCACAUUCAUACUAGGCAACGGACACUCUCGCCGGAACAACUCACAGUAUGCUCCUACGUGGAGUUGGGCGUCUGUGACCUCUCUUGUUUCCCUAGGUCGACAGAAUGCAAAGCGACGAUAUUGUGAAGUUUUAGAUACAACUGUAUUGCGGACGACCAACAGUCCUUAG
Glarea lozoyensis ATCC 20868 is the source of this 915-nucleotide messenger RNA. RefSeq lists its product as uncharacterized. NCBI's taxonomy places the organism in Eukaryota, Fungi, Ascomycota, Leotiomycetes, Helotiales, Helotiaceae. The transcript has a single exon. Bases 1 to 915 code for a protein of 304 amino acids. The record is from RefSeq and is a predicted model, not a curated record.